AAUCAUGCACGUGCGUUGUAAUUGCUAAUAGCAGACGAUUUAUCGACAAUAGAGACCCGCUAAAAGGCUACAUGCGAUAUUUAUUCGUCGAACUUGAAACGUCCAAUGGCAUUUAGCUGUUGAGAGCGUCAUGGGUUUCUGAUCUGAUCAGCCAUUAGAUCGUCUCAAUGGCCGUCCUCCUCUCGUCUCUUCGCCUCUUCACACCAGCUCAGAUUGCAAUUUACAGACGGAUACCGAGGCUGUGCUCGUCUGUGCAGCGAAGCUACACGUCGGACACUUCAUCCUCAUCCGCUGAUCGCUCCAGCUCUGUACUGGAGAGGUACAAGGACGCGCAGAAAUAUUUCAGGAGGAGACUGGAGGCAACAUAUCACAGGUUUUCAAAUACAGCAGAUCACACAGUGAUCCAUGGACAUCACCAUGUGUAUGUCAUUGAAAAUGAUGGCAUCUACAGAUUUAACAACCAACAGAGUGAGCAGGUGUUAGAUUUAGGAGAAGUCACUGGAGGAGAGGAGGAGACGGGUUUCCAGAAUGAAGAGAGGCUUCACUGGUCACUCCAGAGAGUACGUCUGUCCCCGAAGGAGAAGCACCUCGCUGCGACGUUAAAAUGUAGCCGCAGUGAAAAGCUCAGGUGUGUGGUUGUGAGACUGGAAGAGAAACAUCUACUCCCUCUGGGCUCCCGUCACAUCAGGCUCACACUGGACAAGGUCUUCACUUUUGAAUGGGCAUCGGAUGACGUCUUGUUUUACACGGCUCUGGAGGAUUUGCGAUCGAGUGCAGUGUUUCGUUUGGAGCUGACCUCCGGUGGAAGCAGGAUAACCUGCGUGUACGAGGAAACUUCGCCUGACGUGUUUGUGGAGGUCUCCCUGUCCAGAGACCGACAGAUCCUGACCAUCAGCUGCAACAGCAGGACCAGUUCGGAGGUGCUGAUCAGUCGCUUAUCAACACCCCGGGUUGAGCCGGCUGUGGUUCAGCCCCGCCAGCAGGGCCUCCUGUACCACGUGGAACACUGGAAAGGACAGCUUAUUAUCCUGGCCAACACAGGGCCUGGACAAGAAUAUCAGGUUGUGACGGCCCCUCUGUCAGGGACGUCCUUGCCGUCCUGGGUCUCUUUGUUUUCCCCUGAUCCCGGCACUGUGAUCAGAGACAUGGACGUUGUGGGGGACCAUUGUGUGCUGGUCGCCAGAACGCCGCUCAGUCAGCUUGUCCUGAUAGUCGUUCCCCUCACUGAUGGCAAGGAAGCGUACACAGUUCAGCUCCCUUCCUGGGCUUGUGCCAUUGAGAUCCAGAAACCGGGCUUGGCAGAUCAACAGGAGACGUUGGAGUUCCUGAUCUCCUCUCCAGCUCGCCCUCCGGCGGCCUACCGUCUGCACCCUGACGGCGGCCUCCUGUUAUCAGGCGGCGGAGAUGGAUCGUCCUCACGGAGUCCAGCCGAAUUCUUCACCACGCGCUUGGAAGCCUGCAGCCCGGACGGUACGUUGGUGCCCAUCACGCUGCUUCAUGCGGAGCCUGUGGAGGGUUUAUCCCAGGCGCCACUGCUGGUCAGUGUGUACGGAGCUUAUGGCAGAGAUCUCAACAUGGACUUCAGUCCAGAGGCGAGGCUGCUGCUGGAGCAGGGCUGGGCUCUGGCCUACUGCCACGUCAGGGGUGGAGGAGAGCGAGGCCUCUCUUGGCACAGGCAGGCUCGUGUGGAGGGGAAGCAGAAGGGAGUGGAGGACCUUCGGUCCUGCCUCCUUCAUCUCUUCUCUGCAGGCGUCUCGGCUCCGUCGCUCACCGCGCUCUCGGCCUGCAGUGCCGGGGCCGUGCCAGUGGGGGCGCUGUGCAACAGGCAGCCCGGCCUGCUGCAGUCUGUCGCACUGCAGGCGCCUUUCUUGGAUGUCUUGGGAACCAUGGAGGACCGAAGCCUGCCACUAACAUUAGAGGAUGCAGAUGAAUGGGGCGACCCGGAGAAAAGCCCAGAGCAUAGAAGUAUCAUAGCCUCCUACUGUCCUCUUCAGAACAUCACUCCUCAGCGUUAUCCGUCCAUGCUGCUGACGGCCUACAGCGGAGACGCCAGGGUUCCUCUGGCAGGGGUCCUCAAAUACACACAGCUGCUCAAGAAGGCCGUCCACACACACACCAGCACAAACCCAGAGUGUGAACCGGCGCCCAGCAUAGUUUUGAAUAUUCAACCCGGGGCAAAUCAUCACGGACCAGAAGAUUUCGAACAGCUGCUGGAGGAGGAAGCCCUCAAGUUGGCAUUCUUGUACACAGAGCUGGGUCUGGACCUUCCUCGACCUUCACGCAAGAGGAGGAGAUCGCUAAAUACCAACAGGAGAUCCUCCUGAUCCAGAGAUAGAAGCUCGCUGCCUCGGCAGGGAAGAGGCCUCAACCUUUAAAAACAGCAGUGACUGAAGAAAACGUGGCUGACUCAGACAUAAUGGUGAUCUUUAUGUAGCUUCCUGCUGCUGUGAAGCUGUGACGGUAUCCAUCAGCAC
Salarias fasciatus (jewelled blenny) is the source of this 2474-nucleotide messenger RNA. RefSeq names its product prolyl endopeptidase like (gene prepl). Lineage: Eukaryota; Metazoa; Chordata; Actinopteri; Blenniiformes; Blenniidae. Gene Ontology annotation, cellular component: Golgi apparatus; cytoskeleton. Gene Ontology annotation, molecular function: serine-type endopeptidase activity. Gene Ontology annotation, biological process: proteolysis. The record is from RefSeq and is a predicted model, not a curated record. The coding region runs from base 168 to 2324 and encodes 718 amino acids. The transcript has 15 exons.